Messenger RNA from Rhopilema esculentum, 1617 nucleotides. RefSeq names its product ras-like GTP-binding protein RHO. The record is from RefSeq and is a predicted model, not a curated record. Lineage: Eukaryota; Metazoa; Cnidaria; Scyphozoa; Rhizostomeae; Rhizostomatidae. Gene Ontology annotation, molecular function: GTP binding; GTPase activity. Gene Ontology annotation, biological process: small GTPase-mediated signal transduction.
GCAUUAUUUGCGGCACCGAACGGAAUUAAGGAUUGGUCUCCUUCUUCAUAGAUUGAGGUGUGGUUUCAGCGGAAUAGUGUGUUUGUUUUUUAUUACUUUUUCAUGUCUACAAAGUGAGGAAGGGAAUAUACUACAACAGAAGUUAUAAUAGCAGACCCUAGAAAUGGCCGCUAUCAGAAAGAAAUUAGUAAUUGUUGGUGAUGGUGCUUGUGGUAAAACCUGUCUCCUGAUUGUAUUCUCAAAGGACCAGUUUCCAGAAGUUUAUGUCCCAACUGUAUUUGAGAAUUAUGUUGCAGACAUUGAAGUAGAUGGAAAGCAAGUUGAAUUGGCAUUGUGGGAUACAGCUGGACAAGAAGACUAUGAUAGACUGAGGCCACUGUCAUAUCCAGACACUGAUGUUAUUCUCAUGUGCUUUUCAAUUGAUGCACCAGACUCCCUAGAUAAUAUCCCAGAAAAAUGGACUCCAGAGGUAAAACAUUUUUGCCCAAAUGUGCCAAUAAUCCUUGUGGGUAACAAGAAAGAUAUCAGGAAUGAUGAAGCCAUUAAGAGGGAGUUAACACGUAUGAAGCAGGAGCCAGUUAAACCUGAACAAGGCAAGGUAAUGGCAGAUAACAUAGGUGCUUUUGCAUAUCUGGAAUGCUCUGCCAAGACAAAAGAAGGUGUGAGAGAGGUCUUUGAAAUGGCAACAAGGGCAGCUUUGCAAGUGAAAAAGAAGAAAACUAAGCGUUGUAUCCUGCUGUAGGCUUUUAUCAUCUGAUUGACUAUACAGGGUCUCUACAUACUUUCACUAGCAAAGAAAACAGCUUUUAAAGAACUGUAAUAACUAAGUGUUAUGUUUCAAGAUGUUUCUACCUUGUUUGCUCAGAAAUGAUCCACCGUUUGUUUAAGUUAUUAUUUGAUUUUUUUACUAUUAUCAUCACUCAAACAUUUAAAGCAAAUGAAAUCCCCAAAUAAUGUCAAACAGAUAUGGUAGUAUGACAUCCGAAAAUGAAGUCUCUUAUUCUUAUACAUUAGAAUAUGUAAUUGUUUGUAGUUAAGCCUAUUCAGUAUUAUUCAUGUCCAUUUUAGAUUAGGACAAGUUUCUAAGACAUUAUUUUAAGAUUUAGUAAGUUGGAGAGUUCCAUUUUGAUUUAUGUUAUGCUGCAUGUUUGGUUGGAGUAACUUUGUUAGCUGCUGUUCAAAUUCAUCAUAAAGAUUGCUAGCAUUUCCUAUUAAACAAUGUCUGGGAGCUAAAAAUACAGGAAUUGUUGCAUUGAAAGUAUUAACUCUAUAUAGUCCCAAUUGGGACCACAUUUCAAUUAUUUAUAGAUUGUAGUGUGAGGAAAAUUUGCUAGAUAUCUUUAUGCAAAUUGGGAGUUUUUCAAAAAAAUACUAAUUUUCCAGAAAUUUACUGAGAGUUAGAAAAUGAAUAAAACUUACCCAUAACCUCCAACCAGUAAUGCAGAAGCUGAAAAUUAAGAGUAAUCUUGUGCAAAGUUGGAUUUAUAAAACUUGAAAAAUUGUUGAUGACAAUGGGUCAUCUUAGAUGAACUCAACAGCAUUUAAAAUUCCUUAAGGUUAUGUCAUUUGGAUAGUUUUUUUGAAGGUUUAUAAUCAAAAUUAAUUACCUGUAAUGUA